AUGGCACAUAAAGGAUCCCUUGAAGCACUGGACAAGACCCUGAAAGACAUCAAGGGCUGUGUUUCCCUCCUGUAUGGUGAUUUCAGACAAACCCUACCCAUAAUUCCAAAAGGCACUAGAGCCGACGCUGUAAUCACUUGCAUUAAGCUAUCUUCCCUGUGGCAGGACGUGACGAUUUUGAUUCUUACAGCAAACAUGAGGGCCCAGCUUUUCGGCGACAACUUAUCGGGCGACUUCUCCAAGCAACUUCUCAAUGUUGGUGAUGGUACAACUCCCGCCGAUGCAGCUGGAGAGAUGAUUGUCUCACACGUAGACACACCUGUGGACACUGUGGACGACCUUGCGAUUGCUGUUUUUCCUGAUCUGCAUAUAAGAUACCAAAAUCUGAAUUGGUUGUGCGAAAGAGCCAUAUUAGCUCCCAAAAUCACAUUUGUUGCGAAACUCAAUGAAAACCUACUACGAAGCCUUCCUAGAAACCUUCAUACCUGCAAAUAUGUGGACACUGUUGUGGACGAAGAAUAG
Molecule: messenger RNA, 522 nt
Organism: Octopus bimaculoides (California two-spot octopus)
Lineage: Eukaryota; Metazoa; Mollusca; Cephalopoda; Octopoda; Octopodidae
Biological process (GO): telomere maintenance; DNA repair
Molecular function (GO): DNA helicase activity
Source: RefSeq, a predicted model, not a curated record